UUCUUUUUUAUUUCUUCUACAUUUUGUUCUUUCUCGAGAACCCGCAACUUAAAGGUGAAAUCAUUCGUAGACUUAAUAAUAUAAAACUUUUUUUUAUUUUUUAUUUCAAAAUAAAAAUAUAAAAUAAUAAGUUAAUGUAACAAAAAAUAUACCAAUACCAAAUUUUAUAUAAAAUCAUAAAAAAAAAGUACUUUUAAAAUUUGCUUUUACAAAAGAAAAAAAAACCCAGUACCCACUCUCGUCUCUCUUCUCAAACACGCCUCGUCUUUCUCUGCUUUGUAUUCGAUCCCUCUAUCUUCUUCCAAUGCGUGAUACAAGUGCUCUCUUGCCUUCGAGUUCCCGACAUACCAUGAAAUCAAAUAAGCAUGAAGGUGAUGAGGAUCGCCAUGUAGAUGGUAAGAAUCAUGGAGCAUAUGAGGAUACUGGUUCUGGUCAAGAUAAGGAUAAUAAUAGCAGUGGUGAUGCUAAUGCUGAUGCUGAUGGAAUGGGUAAUUGCAAUGUAAAUGGUGAUGCCCUUGUUAAUGUUGAUGACAAGGUGAAUGAUCGUGAUGAAGAGAAGGGGGAUGAUGAUGUAGCUAGAUGUGUUAGAGGAAAGCAUGCAGACUGCAUUGUUGUUGAUUGGUUAAAUGGAGAGUAUUGUUUUGAAUGCAACAGCGGAAGCGGCCAGGUUUUGGUCUGCAGUGAAAAUGGUUGCCCAGUUGCUUUACACGAGGCAUGCAUGACUUGGAGACCCAUAUUUGAUGAUAUGGGUAAAUUCUAUUGCCCUUAUUGUUUGUACAAGAAAGAAGUGGCCAGGUUCAAAGACUUGACGACAGAAGCUAUGUUGGCAAGGAAGGAAUUGUCCAACUUUAUAUGUUUGAGAAGGGAUAGUAGGAACAAAGAGCGGGAAGGGGAAACAGUAAGCAUGAAGGGAGCAAGUGUUUCAACAAUGGCAAGGGAAGUGGGUUGUGGUGAUUGUAGAAAUGGGCUGAAUGAUGAUGGUAAAGAGACUAGACAUCGUAGUCAGGAUGAAACACGGGGUGUUGAUGUCAUAAGGAAAGAACAAUCCAAUGAGCAAAACAUCUCUAGAGCUCAUGGGUUUGAAAAUGUUGGGAACGGAGAAAUGAUGGAGGAAGUUGAAGAAGAUUCUUCUGAUAGUGGAGGUGAUGACAUUGGUGAGGGCCGACAGCAAAAGCAACCGUCCAGUUCAAGUGGUGUAGGAACUGUAGAAGAAACACAGGGUGUUGAUGUCAUAAGGAAAGAACAAUCCAAUGAGCAAAACAUCUCUAGAGGUCAUGGGUUUGAAAAUGUUGGGAACAGAGAAAUGAUGGAGGAAGAUAUAGAAAUUUCUUCUGAUAGUGGAAAUGCUGAAAUUGGUGACGACCGACGGGAAUUACGACCAUCUAGUUCAAAAGUGCCUGUAAUUGAAAGCUUUGAAUUUGUAUCACGCAAUUUAGAUGCCGAGACACUCGUCACACAUCAAAAGCGUGACAAACAAAGAGCAAACAAGGCACAACCUCUGAAAGUUGUUUCACCAGAAAAGUCAUCACUUCAACCAAGUACCAGUGCAAAGAAUAUGAAUGUGAACCAAGAGAGAAAAACUGUAGCAGUAAAAAUAUCUGAGGAACGCGCAAAAUCAACUAAGCGGUCCUUGCUCCCAGUACUGGGUACUGAGAAACGUAGGAGACUACACUGGACAGCUGAAGAGGAAGAUAUGUUGAAGGAGUUGGUCCAUAAGUUCUCAUCGCAAGUAAACAAAAACAUCCCCUGGAGGAAAAUUUUGGAACAUGGUCGUCCUGUUUUCCACUCAACCCGUAUUCCAGUUGACCUUAAGGACAAAUGGAAGAAUAUCGUGGCCAAAGAGAUCUCGAAAGGGUAAUAGGGGUACUAAUUACAACGGAACAAGCAAGGUGAUGUCUUUUUGUUGUGAAUAUGUCUGUCUUUGCCGUGAUUAUCUUUUACAGAGCAGAUAGGUGGCUCAAUGUCUGAUAUGUGUAACAAGUAGAAGUUAAAGGUUUUGUGACACAUUUAGAUGUGCUUAAGUAGUUCUACGAGGUUAUGCAGCAUCGUUGACAUGCAGGUAAAUCUCCGGAUUCCCCAACAGGAAAUUGAAAGUAUAAACAGUAUUUUGGAAUAGGUUAGCAGUUAGGAUCUGUUCCAUGUUAUCAGCUAUUGUAAUACAGAACCAUCUAAAAUUAUCAUGCCCUUUGCCUUGUAAGAGUUUUGUUCAUGUUCAGGGUCAGUUUUAUGAAGUGUUUCAUGUUAGCAUCUUGUAUAUGGAUUUGGUAACUUUACAGAAGGAAAAUCAAAGUCCGCGAUAGUUCAACUA
Gossypium raimondii (Peruvian cotton) is the source of this 2308-nucleotide messenger RNA. RefSeq lists its product as uncharacterized. The record is from RefSeq and is a predicted model, not a curated record. Lineage: Eukaryota; Viridiplantae; Streptophyta; Magnoliopsida; Malvales; Malvaceae. The transcript has 4 exons. Bases 305 to 1858 code for a protein of 517 amino acids.